GCUCCUGCAGCAUCUGGAACAUCUACCUCUGAACAUCGAAUGAAAUUCAACAGUCCUCUGCCCCAGCCUCUACCUAAAGAAUGCCAGAAAGCUGCCAAGAUCUUCCAUUCCUUCGUCGAUAGCGCCAACAAUGGGUUGGAUGGAGUCGUCCCUCGCACUGUCCUCGAACAUGCAAAGGGGUUCGCGAUCUUCUCAGUCGUGAAAGCAGGAUUCGUGUUCUCAGCGCGAGCCGGCUCCGGCGUCGUGAUCGCUCGGCUGGACGACGGAAGCUGGUCUGCGCCAAGUGCAAUCGGCACGGCUGGUGUCGGUAUCGGAGGUCAAGCCGGGGCCGAAGUGACCGACUUCCUGAUAGUCCUCAACACCCGUUCGGCAGUCAAAUCGUUCAUGGCCGCGGGAUCGCUUACGAUAGGAGGUAAUCUCAGCGUCGCUGUCGGUCCUCUAGGGCGUAACGGUGAAGCCUCCGGUGUAUUGAAUACGUCCGGGAAGGUCGCAGCCAUGUACAGCUACUCGAAGACUCGUGGCCUGUUUGGUGGCGUCUCACUCGAAGGCUCCGCUAUCGUCGAGCGCCAAGAUGCGAACGCCCUUGCGUACCGAUCCGACGUGACCGCCAAGAUGCUUCUUUCCGGUGCCAUACCUCCGCCCGAAUGGGCACAGCCUCUGAUCAAGACACUCGAGGCGUGUACGGGCAUUCCAGGAAACCAUCGAUGGGUUCAAGACGUCACGAAGAACGACACCGACUACGCGUUUGGCGGUAUCGGCAGCCCAAAGAACGAGAGUCCGAGUUUUCUGAGGAAGAAAGGGAGGACGGCCAGCGGGAACUUUCCGCCUGACACUUGGGGUCAGCGAAAGAACACCGGAAGCUACUUCGCGUCGGAGGAGAGCCCCGACAUGGACUUUAACCCACCGGCGAACAGGGGGGGAGCCGGGUUUGGUGCGAACAGUUCGCCUUUCAGCCAGAGCAACUCGCUACCCUCAAGACUCGCGGAUCGCACGCCGGACUUUGAGACGCAUUUCGACUCGGAUUAUAUUCCGGAUGAACCCGCGAAGACUCGACCCAAGUCCCAGCUCACGUAUGCGUCCAUGACCCAGUCGCAUUCUGAGCCAUUUGACAAUCGGUCGAGGCACAACCCUUACUUCCCUCCUACCGGCGAUCUCCUCAACAUGGAUCCUUCGGGACCUGAUCCGAGGUCCUCCCCCACGUACUCGUCGCACUCCAGCAGCAACCCGUUCGCGUCGGCUCGCGCGCCUGUUAGAACCAGUUUAGGUGGCGUCGAGGAUCUGUACUCCAACAGGCUGGGCGACCUCUCGCUUGAUGACGACGGCGACGACCUUCUUGGCGGGAAGGCAGACCGGCCAGGUCACGCUCGCAAACCGACCCUAUCGUUGAAGCCGGAGUUGACGGCUCCUCUACCUCCAGGCGCGGUGGGCAGGGCGAUCGCGCUGUACGAUUUCGCGGCUGCCGAGCCCGGCGACCUCGGGUUCAAAACCGGGCAGGUCAUCACGAUACUGCAGAAGAGCGACAGCACCGACGACUGGUGGCGGGGUCGGUUGGACGGCCGGGAGGGUAUCUUCCCCGCGAACUUUGUCGAGGUUGCGUAGUUUUACAGCCUUCGAAGUGUAGCUCUACAGUUUUCUUCUUGCAAGACCGAUGUAGUGAUAUCUUUGUAGCGGAUGCUCCUGAAUGUGUUGUAAC
Punctularia strigosozonata HHB-11173 SS5 is the source of this 1693-nucleotide messenger RNA. Its product is annotated as DUF500-domain-containing protein. NCBI's taxonomy places the organism in Eukaryota, Fungi, Basidiomycota, Agaricomycetes, Corticiales, Punctulariaceae. Gene Ontology annotation, molecular function: phosphatidylinositol binding; actin filament binding. Gene Ontology annotation, biological process: actin filament bundle assembly; actin cortical patch localization. The transcript has 8 exons. Bases 40 to 1599 code for a protein of 519 amino acids. The record is from RefSeq and is a predicted model, not a curated record. Gene Ontology annotation, cellular component: actin cortical patch.